Ooceraea biroi (clonal raider ant) is the source of this 2524-nucleotide messenger RNA. RefSeq lists its product as uncharacterized. Gene Ontology annotation, cellular component: plasma membrane. Gene Ontology annotation, biological process: sensory perception of smell; detection of chemical stimulus involved in sensory perception of smell. Lineage: Eukaryota; Metazoa; Arthropoda; Insecta; Hymenoptera; Formicidae. The record is from RefSeq and is a predicted model, not a curated record. Gene Ontology annotation, molecular function: odorant binding; olfactory receptor activity.
UUUUAAUUAUAUCUGUAAACUUAAAAACUUUAAAACAAUAGCUACAAUGCGAAAUUUAACUUGCACUGUAACUAAGAAGACAAUGUAAUUAAGAAAAGUUGCUUUCAUACCGAUUAAAAAGGAAACUCAACCUUAUUUUGUGAGUUUUCGUGAUAGUCAUUUUAUAAAUAAAUAGAAACUUUGAUACAGAAACGAAAGUUUAUGUUAUUAUUUAUACUGUAAUAAAAAUAUAGGAAGUUUGUUUAUAACAUUGUGUAGCAUAAUUCAAUAAUAUCUCAUAAUGGCAUAUUAAUGGUAUAGUAAUGGCAUAUUAAUAGAAUUUUAUGAGAAAUAAUUGUAUAUAUUAAUAUUUAAAUCAUAGAUAUAUAUAUUUAUAUUACCAUUAUAUUAAUAUUAAAAAAAGCAUUCAAUUAAGUUCGAAAUGUUAUUGACAUAUUGCAUUACAUAUAUUUACUUAGAAUUAAUUUUUAAUAUGCAGUUAUUAAUUUAAUAACUGCAAUAUGCAGUUAUUAAUUUAGAAUUAAUAACUGCAUAUUGAUAUAUGACAACCAAGACAAUUGUGACAAAUAUUUUACUGAUCAACUCAAAUAUAACUUGCGAGUGCACUAUUAUGAAACGCGUUAAAAUGCAUUUUCGCGACAUGUGACGCACCUACGUAGUCUAUCAAGAAGGGAUUGUCAUGAGUUUUUUUUCUAUGGGAAAUAAACAUGUGUUGAAUUUCUGUUCGUUCAAUCGAUCGCUUAAUGAUAUAUGCAUGCCUUCCCCAGAAUAAUGUAAUGUUUCAUAUUACAAUAGUAUGUGUUCGCACUUUUUAUUACAUUUAUCUUAAAUUGGUCAAUUUGCGGUAGAAUUUCAACUUAUCAAAAAUAAAAGAAGAAAUACAUAAAUGAGAGAACAAAAGAAAUAAUCUGACUAUCAAAAGUGUCUCGAUGCUCGUGGGGAGAUGAUCUGUAUCGAGUCUUUACAAAUACGUCUCAAUCGAAUUUUGUUACUUUUAGUUGGCCUAUGGCCUUAUCAGCAAUCCAGACUCGUUCGAGUCCAAUUAGUAGUACUUUUUACUAUUUUGACAACUUUUAUUCUAUUUCAGUUUGCAACAUUUGCGACUUCGAAAUGUACUUCGGAUCUUUCAAUAAACAUUCUCUCUUCAACAUUAUUUUGCGCUAUUUUUGUGAUUAAAUACAGUUCAUUUCGUAUUAACAUUGACAUUGUAAAAUCUUUGUUGGAGCAACUGCAGCAUAUGUAUAAUGAACUAAUGGAUAAAAAUGAAAUUAUUAUAAUAGAGAAAUACGGUAGAUACGCGAAGCGUUACACAGCUAUAUUUACAUUACUUGCUAUAUUUAUUGCAUUUGGUUUAAUAUUGUAUCCAUUUUCGCCGCGUAUUCUCGACAUCUUGUGGCCCGUAAAUGAGUCUCGACAACGUCCUUCGUUGUUGUUUAUGACCGAAUACUUCGUUGAUCAAGAAAGAUACUUCUACUUAAUUUUCUUACACGCAAAUGUAGCUAUUUGCAUAGGAGGAUUUGUAAUGUUAGCGACAGGAACAAUACUCAUUACAUAUUUUCAACAUGCCUGCGGAAUGUUUCGCAUUGCCAGUUAUCGUAUUGAGCAAGCAAUGACAAUCGGUACUCUGGAUAAGGGCUGCCUCGGAAACGACAAUUUGAUCUACAAAGGACUGAUUUAUGCUGUGGAUAUGCAUCGAAAGGCUAUGAAAUUUUCAGAUUCAUCGGUAUCCAAAUUUAAGGUAAUGAUUUCUCUUUUAUUAAUAUUUGGUGUCAUUUGCUGGAGUCUUAAUCUUUUUCGAAUUUUUCAGGUGAUGUCAUUUAAACAAAACUUUAUGGAAAUAUCAUUACCUAUAAUAUUUGUAAUCGUCCAUUUUACAUAUAUGAUCCUAGGCAAUUAUCUGGCGCAAGAAAUUACGGAUCAUAAUAACGACGUGUUUACCACUGUGUAUAAUGUACAGUGGUAUCUAGCUCCUUUACACGUACAGAAAAUGAUUCUAUUCCUAUUGCAAAGAAGUACAAGAACUUUUACUCUGAAUGUCGGUGGAUUAUUCAUAGGAUCAUUGGAAGGUGCUGCUACCGUAAGAGAUAUCUCUAUAAUAAUAUGCAAAACGCAUUUUGGAUCAAAAAACAAAACAGGAUACGUUUUAUUACAGUUAUUAAGUACUUCAAUAUCAUACUUCACCGUUCUAUACUCUACACAAUAAUGCAAGAUACAUUAACUAAUAGUAUAUCACAAUAAUCAUAGCGACAAAUUAGAUACCAAAUAAUGACUUCAAGACGAAAACUUUAUCAAAAGAUUGAUUACAAAAUUAUACGAAAUGUGAAAUCUAAAAACAACACACACACAUAAAAAUUAAUCAUGUUCACUGCAAUAUAUAGUGUUUACUGCAAUACUACAUGUGUAUUUUUAAUAAUUUAAGAAUUCAUAUGAUGAUAUAUAUAAAUCUGAACAAUAUUGUUCUGAUCCUACUUCACUGAUCACACGCAUUAAAAUAAAGCAUGGCAUAUAUGCCACCAUAUACAUA